Molecule: messenger RNA, 1879 nt
Organism: Oryzias latipes (Japanese medaka)
Lineage: Eukaryota; Metazoa; Chordata; Actinopteri; Beloniformes; Adrianichthyidae
Gene: gper1
Product: G protein-coupled estrogen receptor 1
Biological process (GO): G protein-coupled receptor signaling pathway; cellular response to estradiol stimulus
Cellular component (GO): membrane
Molecular function (GO): nuclear estrogen receptor activity; G protein-coupled receptor activity
Source: RefSeq, a predicted model, not a curated record
AAUCUGGGUGAACGAAUAGUGUAAAAAAUAUGAGUGGUUUCCAUGGUGACCCAGCCUUGACAGGGGGAACUCCAGACUGCAUUUAUUUGCUGUCCACACUUUUGCUUCAAAAUCAGCACUUACUUAAGUUCCUGCCUGAACUGCAAAAUAAAAAUAAAUAAAAGAAAAUAGAUAAAAGAAAAUAAAAGAAAUGGAGGCCUAUGAUCUUAUGAGGGUGAGAAAGCUUCAGUGAGAGAUUGUCCCUUGGAUUUCUGCAUCUCCACCCUCCUCGCAUCCAAAGACGGGGCUGGACCAAGCAGCAGGUGGUGCAGAAGCGGAAGUUUGGACGUGGGAUUUACAGCUCCUCGACCGCACCAGACGAGCAUGAAGGAGCAAUAAAUUCCAGACUCAACCUCAGGUGUCACAGCAAUAGCAUCUCUCACUGCAUAAAGAUUCACGUGUUUGGAGAGACAAAGCAGCCCUCCAAUUGGAUGACUCAAAACCGGCGCCCUCUAAUCUCAGGGGCACAAAUUAAAAGAAAAAAAAAAGAAAAACGUGACUCAGCGAAGGCCGCAGGCGCUUUGAAGACAUGGAGGGGCUUCUGCUUUGCAUCAAUAAUGUACAGGCAGAUGGAACCUGAUGUUGCGAUGGGGUCAAGGACUCUCGUCACCUGACUUCUGUCAACAUGUGCCUGCAGGAUAAAUGAGCCUCCUUUCCAAGAGACUAAACUGGGGACUUACAUGGCUCAGUGAUGUAGGAGCUACGUUUGAUGUACACGUGGCUCCUUUGAGACGGGCCCACCGCAGUUGGCAUGGAACGGCAGACUCCUGCUUUGAUGUGGAUACGUGACAACACCACAGAACCACUGAACACUUCAGAUGCAUUCAACUGCACAGAUCUGAGUGAAAUCUCAGACAAGUACCAGUCUUACAUAGCUGGUCUUUUCCUGUCCUGCCUGUACACCAUCCUCCUCUUUCCCAUUGGAUUUAUUGGCAACAUCUUGAUACUGGUGGUGAACCUGAACCACAGAGAGAAGAUGACCAUCCCUGAUGUCUACUUUGUGAACCUCGCUGUAGCAGACCUCAUCCUGGUGGCGGAUUCCCUCAUUGAGGUUUUCAAUCUGAACGAGAAAUAUUACGACUACGCGGUCCUCUGCACCUUCAUGUCCCUCUUCCUGCAGGUCAACAUGUACAGCAGCAUCUUCUUCCUCACCUGGAUGAGCUUUGACAGAUACGUGGCCCUGGCGAGCUCCAUGAACAGCAGCCCACUGAGGACCAUGCAGCAUGCAAAGCUCAGCUGUGGUCUCAUUUGGAUGGCUGCCAUUCUGGCCACGCUUCUCCCGUUCACCAUCGUGCAGACGCAGCACAGGGGUGAGCUGCACUUCUGCUUCGCCAACGUCUACGAGAUCCAGUGGCUUGAGGUAACCAUCGGCUUUUUGGUGCCAUUCACCAUCAUCGGCUUGUGCUACUCCCUGAUUGGGCGAAUCCUCAUGAAGGCCCAGAAGCACCAUGGACUGUGGCCGCGCCGGCAGAAAGCUCUGCGCAUGAUCGUGGUCGUGGUACUCGUCUUCUUCAUCUGCUGGCUGCCAGAAAACGUCUUCAUCAGCAUCCAGUUGCUGCAGGGUAAAGCGGACUCAUCGCAGAGGACUGCCGUCACCCUGUGGCAUGACUACCCCCUCACGGGGCACAUUGUCAACCUGGCAGCUUUCUCCAACAGCUGUCUCAACCCCAUUAUCUACAGCUUUCUUGGCGAAACCUUCAGGGACAAACUGCGCCUCUUCAUUAAGCAAAACGCCAGCUGGUCUUUGGUAAACCGCUUUUGCCACCACAGCCUUGAUUUACACCUCUCAGUCCGAAGCAAAGUGUCUGAAGUGUGACAGCAAACACUUUCCAUGAAGCCA